Molecule: messenger RNA, 582 nt
Organism: Brassica rapa (field mustard)
Lineage: Eukaryota; Viridiplantae; Streptophyta; Magnoliopsida; Brassicales; Brassicaceae
Molecular function (GO): enzyme inhibitor activity
Source: RefSeq, a predicted model, not a curated record
AUGUUGAUGAACCUCGUUACGUUUGUUCUUCUCUUCAAUGGUUGCGCGGCCAACAAAGUGGCAGAUGCUCUGAUUCAAAAAUCUUGCAAGGAUGUUCCAAAGUUUACAGGUUUGGUAAGCCAAUGGCCAAAUUUCGAAAAGGAUUGCGUUGCAUCUAUCAAAAAGAAUCCGGAGAGCCAGAAAGCGAGAAAUAUCGAUGAUUUGAUCAUGGUAGGAGCAAAUAACGCCAUCUCAUACUUAAAGAACGUGAAAAGAAUUGUGGAGAAGAUUAUAAAAGAGAGGAAAUAUAAGAGUAGUCUUAGUAAGAAGUCGUUAGAAGAUUGCCUCAAACUUUACUCCAAGAGCUCUCACUUAUUAAUCUCAGGUUUGAGUUACCUCAAACAGGGGAAUUUCGAUGAGGCUAAAAAUGCUUUUAAAGAUGCACAGGAAGCACCGAUAUUUUGCGAAUUGAAAUUCAACGGCGACAAUCAACAAAUAUCUCCCGUGAAAAAAGAGAAUAAUCUUCUUUUAAUAAUGAUUUCAAUUCCUGGGCUGUUUAUUAUGAAAGUGGAUAUCGAUUCACCGGGGACAAUCAACAAAUGA